CCUCCACUGAACGGAUGCGACACGCACACCGUGAAUGAGCGUAAACAUAUUAAAAACGCACGGCCCGGUAAACACCGCCACUGGGUCUGCUGUCAUUGGUUUCCUCAGUGCCGCUUUGAUAUCAGAUUGUCCGGUUUGUCAGUCGAUAUAAGAGAAAGAGAGCAGUAGAAGAGGAGGAGGCCACUCCUUUGUAAAACUGUGCGGACAUUCAACAAGCUGAUGCGGUGAUCUGUUUACAUUUAUUCAAGGGUUUGAUGUGUGUGUUUGGAUACUCCGGUAGAUUUUACAUUCAUGAACAUUCUCGUGUCGGAUCUUAAAAUAGUGACCCGAAUGCAGGCAAAAGUUGAGGAGAUCGUACUGCAUCACUAAUCCAGGACGCAGUGAAGUGAAAGCACAGGACUGCCCACACAGAUCGCAGUCAUGUUGGAAGAGGACAUGGAAGUGGCCUUUAAGGUGGUGGUGGUGGGGAACGGAGCUGUCGGAAAGUCCAGUAUGAUUCAGCGAUACUGCAAGGGCAUCUUCACUAAGGACUACAAGAAGACCAUUGGGGUCGACUUCCUGGAAAGACAAAUAAUAGUUAACGGUGAGGACGUCAGACUGAUGUUGUGGGACACUGCAGGACAGGAGGAGUUUGAUGCCAUUACCAAAGCCUAUUACAGAGGUGCCCAGGCAUGUGUGCUGGUGUUCUCCACUACAGACAGAGAGUCAUUUGAGGCCAUUAGCAGCUGGAAGGAGAAGGUGGAGCUGGAGGUUGGGGACAUUCCCACUGUCCUGGUGCAGAACAAGAUUGAUCUACUGGAGGACACGGUUAUCAAAAAUGAAGAGGCUGAAGGUCUGGCUAAAAGACUGAGAUUAAGAUUCUAUCGGACGUCAGUGAAGGAAGAUCUCAAUGUUAAUGAAGUUUUUAAGUAUCUAGCGGACAAAUAUCUACAGCGACUCAAGCAACAGUCAGCAGAGGAGCCAGAGGCCGUUCACACAUCCAGCAAUAAAAUAGGGGUUUUCAACACUACUGGUGGCAGCCACCCGAACCAGAACUCCAGUGAUCUGAACGGCUGUGAGGUCAUAAACCUGCGACCAAACAAGCAGAGGACGAAGAAGGCAAAAAACCCUUUCGGUAGCUGCAGAUUGCUGUAGACUGUCUCGUGUUAGAUGGUAUGCCUUGACUGCCUCGUUAGGAUUGUUGUCACAGGUGAUGAGAGGCUUCAUUAGCACUAAAGAGAAGUCGCAUGUCCACUCUGAACAUGCAGAGCAGAUCUAUUUCAAUUCUGUGGUCACAUCUGUUGAUUUCAUACAUGUCGUUGACUCCUGUGAAAGAGCCUCUUAUGAGGUGACCGCUGCUGGCUGAAUGUUUGGGAGCGAGAUCUCUCUGGUGGCUGCAAGAGCUUAAAACACUAGUUUGAAAAUUAAAAACAGUUUUGCUAAAUCCUUAUAGGAGAAGUUCACCCAAAAAUAACAAUAAUGUCAUUGUUUACUUGCCCUGCUGAUAUGCUGACAUUUUUCUGUGGAACAAAAAAGUUGAAUUUUUGAAGAAUCUUUGUGCCGCUUCAUGCUGAAGAGAAGAUUUUUCAUGAAUGAAAAAAAUUAAGACCUUAAAAUCAUCACGUUUUUCACACAGCUAUCUAAUGUCUUCAGAAGACUUGGAAUAUAGCGCACGAGGCACAUGGACUACAUUCAUGUUGCAUUUAUAGUGUGUUUUUGGACAUUUUUACGGCUUGACAGCCGUUGCCACUAUGACCUGUCAUUGUAUAGAAAACGGUUACGUGAAGAUUCUUGAACAAAUCUAUUUUUUGUAUAUUAGGGAAAAAUAACAGCAUAUGGGGUAGUAAUGUUAUGAGAGAAAGUAAAUAAUGACAGCACUUUUCUUUUUUUUAAAGAAAACUUUUCAUUAAAAGUGUUUAAAUUCUGCACCACUAGUGACACCAACUUAACUGGAAUAAUAUUGUUUUUCAAACACUCCCCCAUCUGCAGUUUGGAUAAACAUGUCUGCCUCCAACUCACGCCAUUGGCUGAGCCAGUGUUGUUAUGUCCCGCCAGUCAUUCCGUUCAAAAUCAUAUUGCAGUUGCUUUUGGUGACACUAAUGGAACAGAAUGACACAUUUUAAAGUCGUAAGACAUGUUUCAUGGUCCUAAAAGUCAAAUACUCAUGACUCAGUGACUGAUAAUAAAGUGAAGUUCGAAUAAUAUAGUUUUGUACAAAUAUUGACAUUUUUAGACACUCCACUUAAUCACAUUUGAACAGUGUUUGUGGUGGGAUUUUAAUUUGAUCUCCCCACAUGAAAGAUUUAAAAGACUUGUAGGAAUAUAUUUUCUCACAAUCAAAUAUUUAGUGAGUUACUAAGAUGUGCAUUAUUUCAAUGUGGUACACAGCAGGGUAAUGUUUCAAUGAGAUUACUUCUUCAUUUUUACAAAACACCAUUUGUGCAUUUUGACUGUUCGUCGUUUGUGCAAUAUGUUUGUAUUGAUUGAGAUACAUCUUUUGCUAUCACAAUCUUCCCUUAAAAGUAAAGUUCAUUUGUAGGAUGAACAUUUUCAAACCAUGUUCUAAUAGGUAUUUUUGUAUAAAACAAGAGUUAUAAAUGAAUGACUUACUGAAAUCCAUAACACAACACAGUGCCAAAAUAUUUGUAAACUCUACUUUUAAGAAAUGUAAAUAGCAUUAAUGAAUGAAGAACUCUACAAGAUUUCUACAAUAUUUCAAAUAAAAUCAACAUCUUAGAAACACAUUAAUAAUAUCAUCUGAAGCUUUGACCUAUUCUAACAUAAUGCAAGACAUUUCAUUAGAACAGGGAUGGAGAACGAGGAGAAAUGCAAACAUAUUCUUAUGGGAUAAUUACUUCAUUUAAUUCAACAUAGCUAAAUGUAUAUAUAAAUGCAACAUUAAAAUAUAUAUCAUAUUCAUAUUAUAAUUUCAUAUUUAUUUGCUAUUAAGUUGUUUAAAAAUGUAUUGUUUUCUUUUUUUUAAAUCAACAGAAGCCAUAUUUUCAUCCAAACAGUCAAUGUUGUCAAUAAUACAUUAAAAAAAUAUUAAUUUAAACUACUUUGGUUAAAAUUAUUUUACCAACUCUUUUUAUUUUUUUUUACUAAUAAAGUUCACCGAUAUAUCGGUUUUACCAGCCGAUAGUUGCUUUCUUUUUUCUUUAUUCCACUGUGUUCCUAUACACAUACAAAACCCUUCAUCUGGUGAAUGUAGGCCUAUAGGUUAUAAAAGGUUUAAUUUAAUGUUGCAUUUUAUCUUAACAGCAAAAUCCUUGCAAAUAUUCUGUAAAUAUUCCAUAAAUAUCUCUUAGCCCUUCCACUGCUGCAUGUUCAUGCACACAAAUCAUUAUGUUGCUUACAUUUCAAUAUUUUUUUUUAUUAUUAUUUUUUCAUUUUUGCAUUUGUGUUAUAUCAAACACUCAGCUUAAAUUUAUGAUGUUAUAUUAUGUGAAUUACUUGAGUCAAUAUUCUUAAUUGGGAAGUAAAUACACAUACAUUUUAAAUGGAUUACUCUUGAACAUACUCUGAGCACCAUGAAAUUCUGAUGAUUUUAUUAAUAUAAUUCUAAAACUAAUUGGUUUAACAAAAUGGCCUUUGAAUAACAAUGAUAAUUCACACAUCACCCAUUAAACCUUGAGCUAAAUUGCACUGAUAUGAAAUCAACUUUGAUCACAGUGUUAGACUUUAUAUUUGUUCAGGAAUUCACCCAAGUAAACAUUAAACAAGAGUGAUGUUUGUGUGUGAAACUAUUUGCAAAAAAAAUGCAUUUACAGAGGAUUUAUGACUAAAAACUGCCUCCCAAACUAACAGAGCCUUAAACACUAAAGCCAUUCGAACUAGAGUAACUAAUCAUUAACUAAUCAUUUACUUGAAUAUAUGAAUAACUGAUUAGAUGUGUGAAUUAUGUAAACUCUAGCAAACAAAAUGCAUUACAUUUCCCAAAAAGUUAACAUUGAGGGUGGAAUAUAUUGAUUUUGUAAGGGAUAAUGUACUGUCAUCACAAAAUAAUCUUGUAUCCCUGUGAAGGGGUUUAUUUUGUGAUAAUUACCAUCUGACUGUACAUUAUCCUCCGUAUACUUACCAAAUAAAUGAAUAAAUGGACAUGAAAUAUUGAUUUUGAGUUUUUUCUGUUCUGUGUAAAGAGAUCAUAGAUUGAUACGAGAGCCAUGAAAACAGCACAGCUUUAUUAUACAAAAGGAUUUGAUGUCAGAAUCAUUUCAUAGAGCCAUGUAACAUAUAUUUUGCUUUGUAUAUUUUACAAAUGAAUCGGCUGAUUCAUUUGAUUUCAUUCUGAUUCAUCUGUGCAGAAUUGUUCACCCCCUCACCACCAGUUCAGAAUUUGACCUGUGAAAGGGAAACAUCCAACAGGUUCUGUGGUCCAAUAAGAAAUUCAUGGGUCUUAAUGUUUGAUUGAAUGUAUUUAUUCAUGAAACGCAUGCCUUGCUUUUGUUUACGUUUGAAUGUGGAACCAUGGUACUUUGCCACGACGGCCAUUACGUUUACAUUGCUGAUCAGCUUUGCGUUAACUGACUCAUUCAUUCUUGAUUUAACAGAUUUUUUUGAUUUUCAUAUUAGCCUCAAAUGAGCGAAUACAUGGUGACACUACAAUGGACUGAAGGCACUUUGUUUAUCUAGGAUAUAAUCUACCUAUCAAUGUCUAAUAGUAAAACUGUUCUGUCUGUAGUUUUCCAGUUAUAUUUUUACUGGUGUAAUAUAUACAGUACAUGACUUUCCGCAGCCACUACUAACUAAAUAUUUCAAUGAGCAGAGGUGUGAUUUUUUUUUUUUUUUUUUUUUUCCCUCACUGUAUAUGAUUAGGAUCAUUACAAGACUGAUGUCAUUUCUUAUGUACCACUCAGUUCCGCAGGUGAUACUUUGAUCUGUUCUGUUUUUGGUUUAUUGGAUGGUUGUCAAAAGAGGAAAAUAAAGCUUCUAUUGUACCUGUUUGCUUUCAUUGAAUUUUCAGUGAUCACCUACAAUAUGCAUGGCUAUAAAAUAAUUUUGAAAAUGUGUUUUAUACUUUUUUUUUUUUAGCAAAGAAUUUGCAAUCUAUACAUGCAUAGAGUCAUAGUAAGUUUAGAACAUUAGUUCCGACUACGGUAAUUGGAUGAGCGGUGUCAAAGCCACUGUCAAAUGCAGAUAAACGCAGACAUGACAUUGCACAUUCUAUGUAUUAAUGUGCUAAAUUACGUUGCUUGGCAAUCAUAAACAGCCUACAGAAUGAUCUGACUUAUUAUUAUUGUUAAUAUGGAAUAAUUGUUUAUUAAUGUUAAUAAA
Messenger RNA from Xyrauchen texanus (razorback sucker), 5253 nucleotides. RefSeq names its product RAB23, member RAS oncogene family (gene rab23). Gene Ontology annotation, molecular function: GTPase activity; GTP binding. The transcript is spliced from 7 exons. The coding region runs from base 421 to 1134 and encodes 237 amino acids. Lineage: Eukaryota; Metazoa; Chordata; Actinopteri; Cypriniformes; Catostomidae. The record is from RefSeq and is a predicted model, not a curated record.